GGCCUUGAGGAGCUAUUCAUAUUAAAACUGCAGAUGUGUUCGAUUCAUGUGAUUGACGACUCUACCUUUGCAAAUCUUGUACAGUUAAAAGAACUGGACCUUUCAUUCAACAGAAUAUCAGUAAUCAGUACAAACACUUUCAAAGGACUGAAACAUUUGGACACCUUGAUAAUUACAGACAAUCCUUUGAAGCAUCUUGAACAAUUUUCCUUUUCUCAUCUGCGUUCCCUCAAGACUCUCCAUCUCGGACAUCUCAUGUUGUCCAGCCUUGAGCAACCUUGGCACUCUGGCAUGCAACUCCUCAAUCUCACUUCAAUUUUCGUAGGAUUCCCUCGUCAUUUGUCUGAUUUCAAGCUCACAUCUGGCCUCCUCCCCAUGACUCUGGUCAUCGCUGAUGACAGCACCCCAGAGAUGGGCCUUAGUCUUUCUCUCACGGGCGAGAAUAUUGUGCUGUGGGGCUGUGAAAGGCCUUUCCUGAGGUCAGUCACAAAAUUAUACAUUGCCAGUCAAACUGUUCUGUGUUCACCUGACCUCAGGGUCCCGCUUCAGUACUUCACAUCUGUGGUACAUUUGGAGUUUUUGCAGUGGUAUACUAACACUUUUCAAGAUCUGUCAGGUUUGAACAGACUUGCACACUUAAAUAGACUUGAACUCUCAAAUGUUGAUUUGUACAACCAACCUGGUCUCCCAGUCAUGUUCCAUGGCCUAGCCAACCUUGAGAAUCUAAGCCUCUACAACUGCUUAAUUAGUUCUUUUGAGAGCUCUGUCACUGUCAACAUGAAAUCUCUGAAGUUUUUGUAUCUCUGGAUCCCACCGUCGACCACCCUCACCAAGCUUGACCUUGAACUUUUAAAGUGUUUAAGGUCGGCCCUUGUUCAGUAG
This is a messenger RNA of Engraulis encrasicolus (European anchovy), 882 nucleotides long. Its product is annotated as leucine-rich repeat and immunoglobulin-like domain-containing nogo receptor-interacting protein 2. Gene Ontology annotation, molecular function: protein binding. The record is from RefSeq and is a predicted model, not a curated record. The transcript is spliced from 2 exons. Gene Ontology annotation, cellular component: extracellular matrix. The coding region runs from base 34 to 882 and encodes 282 amino acids. Lineage: Eukaryota; Metazoa; Chordata; Actinopteri; Clupeiformes; Engraulidae.